ACCUUGUGGAGAGGUAUUCACCUAAAUUAGGGUAAGUAAAGAAAUGUGUUAUCUAUUAACAUGACCACAGGGAAGCUCUUCACUCAUUGGUCAAACAUUAUGUUUGUCUUGUGUGUGUGUGUGCGCUUGUCGAUCUUUUUUUAAUUUCAUAGCCCUGCACAGCCACUUGUUUGUUGGUGGUCGGUAGCUCAAAACUCAUCUGCACCGAUCAGAGUGGUAAAAGUGCAACAGAAGUUUUUUUUUCUUGGAUCGAAGGCGAAUUGGAACUGUUACUGAGGAUGGAAACUAGGAAGGACAGCAACUUGGUCUCAAAGUUUGGGUGCUACUGAGCAGACUGUCCCAAGAGGCUUUGAAUAAACCAAAAGGAGGCAGGAAAAAAAAUGACCUAAUUAGCGACAAGCGUGAUUGACAACCUGGUGCAACCGUGUCUGUGGUUAUUUCCCCAAGUUUCACCCACAAGGCUCACACAUGCAUCGGAGCACAUACUCGUACGACACAUACACAAACCCCACCCUUCCUUUCUCGCCAUCCGCCCCGGUCCUCCAUGGAUUCCUACAACUUCCACUUUGAGAGAAUGAGCAACGUGGACCUGCAUAGCCUGAGCCUGCCCGUCAGCCGGCUCUCCCCAGCCAAGUCCAACAGCAGCAUCGUCGACCAACUCGCCCACCACCAACACGGCAAAGGAGACUCUGCCUACAGCUCCUUCUCUGGUGGGUCCACUGCCCCAGACUACCCUUCCCCCUUCGUCCCAGACGACCUACACUCCAGCGCCUUCAGUCACUAUGCUGAUCUCAAGUAUGUAAAGUCCAUUUAUCAUCCAACCCAGGUUGUGCAGUCUGAUUCGAAGACCAUGGACCAGCUCUUUCGCUCUGUGGAAGCUAUCUCUCAGCACUAUCGCAACAACACCAGUACCAACGUAAACCACCACAACCACAAUGGCAAUGACAGUUUCCACAACAACAAAAACAACAAAGUGCUCUCUAAACAAGAGGUGUCUUCAGGCUCUCCUUCCAAGGGUUCUUACCCUCCUGUCCAUCCUCCUCCUGUCCCAGCACGCCUGGAUAGUUUCAUAGCCACAAAAAACUUGGAGAACAGCAGGGUCCACCACCACCAAGGUACUGAGUUUCAACCCCCGCAGCCACAGCCUCAACAACAACCCAGACCCUACAAUAGACUCCAUUCACAGCACCACGGUCUGAAUGCCAGAAACCCCGAGAAGGCUAACCCAGAUACAGCCAACUCAAGCCUCAAUUCUGACCCUGUGUUUUCAGUUUGGAGGGGCUCUCAACCUCAGGCCCAGCAAGCACCAGUCCACCGCCCUCACCUCCAGUCUCAUGAUCAGACCAGGGUGCCGUUGAACCCAGAGUACCCUUUCAUUCUGGAUAACAAAGCUGACUCUGAGCAGCAGAAAUCAAAAAACCUCCCAAGUGGAUCACCACCCCGAGGCACGAGCCAGUCUGAUUACCUGAAACCCCGACAGCUCUCCAGCAGCGGUGGAUGCAAUGGAGACCAUCACAACAAGUCCAGUGGUAGCAGUAGCAAUGUAGAGAGUCAGCGCAAACGGGCCCACUCGGCUCACGAUUGGCUUGGGUCAGAGACGAGCCGAGCUGCCAGCCCCUGGAAUUCUGGUCAGAGUUUUAUCAACAGCAGCAUCCAACAUAAGGGUCAGUUCUACUUUGUCACGGGAUUGUGUAAGCUGUCUGACUCCGGGAUGAGGACAAAUUCUUCAUCUGUGUGUGGGUCUGACACCGGGAGUGAGAGCUCCACUGUGUUGGAGAAGCACCGGAUAAGAGAAAAAGAAAGAAGCCACAGCACUAUGGAUAGUUUGUUCAGACCUCUCCAAGAGAGUUCUCGUACUUCCAGUGGUACAAUUCCAGGUGAGAGGGAGGUUUUCACUUCUGUGUCCCAGGGCAAAGACCUGUCCUCCAGGAGUCAGGAUCAGGAGAAUCACAGGCCAUCCUUCCUCUUGACGCAGUCCUCUCGAAGCUUUGACUCCUUGGAAGAAAUCAACAUGAUCCAAAGCCGAGAGAUCGGCCGCCACACUGCGAACAACCCCAUAUUCUACUGUGGACCUGACAGAAACUGCCCGCCACAUUCAGCAACGCAAACGAAGGAGGCCGCCUCGCUAAUAAGCAAUGAACAGCCCAACCAUAAGAGAGAGGAGCAGGCAAAGAGAGGGAAACGGCAGCCUUUGGGGGAUGUAGCCAGCGAGAGGAUAAACAAAGAAACGACCCCACUUCUCUAUCACCUCACUGAAGCCAACCGGGCGGCCUUACAGCCCAGAAAGGAGGCUGAGAGCAGCAUGAAAGGCAAGGAAGCAAUCUUACACAAAACAGAUCAUGGGGACGUGUCAGGAAAUGACAAUAAGAGACCUCCACAAGGUGACAUGAGCAAGAACGACCGAGGGGAUGGCAUCUCUGUUGCCUGUAACACUCUUGAUGACUCAUUUAAAAAGUACUACAAAGAGAAGCUAAAGGAUGCCCAGUCUAAGGUGCUGAGGGAGACUUCAUUUAAAAGGAGGGACCUGCAGCUGUCAUGGCCACACCGUAUCAGGCAAAAACCUGAGCUGAGGCCUUCAGUGAUUCACUCGUUCUCCCUGUCACAAGAUUCUGAGAUGUCCACAGACACACUCACUCCCUCUGUGACCUCUGAGGAGACAGAGCGGGGGAGCAUAAAGGAAGAGGUCAGUGAGAAUCAGAAUGAGACAGACAAAGAGACUGAAAAGGAAAACGGGAGACCAUCGAACGUGGCCCAGCCCCAAGUGGCACGCGUCGGAGGCAGGAAGCGAUUGACUCUAGAGCAGAAGAAGAUGUGCUACUCUGAACCCGAGAAACUCAACCAGCUCGGCAGCACCCCUAGCCACUCCGCUUGCCGCUCAUACGGCAACGAAAGCGACAACCUGUUUGCAUCCGAAUGUGACGGAGAGGAGUGCGUGCAGCAAGGAGAGCCGGGACUGGUCGCAGCACGCCGGAAGAUGUUCGAGACAAGAGGUCGAGCCCUUUCAGCCUCUAGCACCUCAAAGACAAAUCUUAAACAACAGCAACACAAGGCUCUGGUGGAGUACAUGGAGCGCAAGACUGGCCAGAAAGUGGCUGAGCCACAACAACCAGCGCCGCAGUUGCCACCUUCACCCCGACAGAGGCACUCCCUGGGGGAGAAACCGUUCGACUGGGGUCCCAGGCCUCAAUCAGGAAAUCACGAAGGCAAAAAUACAAAGAAGAAGCUCCACAGACCCCACUCCGCUGGCCGCAUCCUUGAUUCUUCCACCAGCUCCAUCAGGUAUGCACAGUUCUUCUCAGCACAGUCUUGUUCAGGCCAAUUCGCUGACCAGUCCAAUCAGCCCAGGUGGAGGGAGAGCCAAGGUCCCUAUCAGGGGAAGUCUGCCUCAGUGGAGAGUCUCCUGGACCAGCCAGAACCUCCUAGUUUCUACAGGAACAGAUCAAUAUCCACACCACAGGCAUAUCAGGCACACGACGACGAGCGGGAUCCAUCACCAGUUAAUACUAUGGAAACCUGUAGUCCGCAGACAACUACCACGGAGAAUUCCUGGGUAAAGCGGGUCUCGGAGGGCAAGCCGUAUGUCCGCGUUGUUGCACAGAGGGGGAAGUCCAUGGAAGAGCUUGGGGCAUCAAAAUUAACAAGACCAUCGGCCUUGAGUAAAAGUUCUGAGCAGUUGGAUCAACUGUGGAGACGCUCGACUGGACCAGGAGGCGCAGAAGUAGAAAAGAGGAGUUUUUCAUUUAUUACCGAAGUCAGAGAAGCCCAGGGACUGGAGAGAGGGAGGAACAAACAGUAUUUGACAGAGCAAGCGGGAGAAGAACCAGAUGUUGUUGGUCAGAAGAACACUCAGGGACAGAUUCAAAACCAAACCCAGAAAACUCCUCCGCUGAAGCAGAACUCAGAACCAGGGGAGGACGCAACGGUGGGAACAAGGAACUCGAGCAGAUCCACCUCCCCGGCCUCCCGCUCCUUUUCCAGGGCCAGGGUUCGCUCUGGAUCUCCUGGAUCUCAUGACCCUGUCACAGAUGAGGUUCGGUCCAGCAGACCGCCAAGUGAGACCUCAUCUAAUCAACCUUCUCCCAGAGUUACAGAGACCAAUGAGAGGGUGAUAAAAUCCACCUCAUCCACCCCUGUCCAGACAAAGCUCCCUUGUGAGAGCAGGCUUUGCUUCAGCAGUGUCAGAACCUCUCCAUCUGCGACUGGAACGGAGAGGGAGCAGUUUGUGGAUGAACCGAAAAGUGACACCCCACUGCCUGAUUCAAACCACGAAGUGUCUCUGAGCUGCGGCGUCACCACAGAUCCAUCGCUGUGGAUUCUCCCUCUGGAGGAAGUGAUCAAAGAGGAAGUCCAGAAUUCACCACUGACGGACGGCGUUUUUGAUGACGAGUCCCCCUGCCCGGCUCCUCGACCGCAGACAAGCGAAACCCCCGUGUCCCCCCGUGCCUCCGUCUCUGAGGCGGACGUCACUCAGCAGGCGGAGGAGGAGAAAAGUCCCGAAAUGGAGGACGAGAAAUCAGCAGAAAAUCAGGAGCUGGAGGAGAAGGCAGCACCGGAGGAGAGCCCGGAGGAGCUCGGCGGGAGGCCUCAGUGGGAGGAGCUUGUAGAAGCAGUGGUCAAGGCUGACCAAUCGCUGGCCAGAACGCUCUACCCACUGACGGAUCGUAAGACGGCACUGAUGCUGAUGGAGCAGCUGCUGUCGGAGGACACGCUGCUGAUGGAAGAGCACUACAAGAAGAAACAAGAGCAGAGAGGAGACGCAGAAAGUGCUGAAGUGGUCAAAGGAGCUGAAGCACCUCAGUGUCUUUCUGCUGCUGAAGAAAGCCUCACACCUCAGUCUGCAGACCCGCAGAGCAAAGUUGACGUCACAGAGAAGAAGCAGCUGUUGGUGUCUCGUAUCGAGGAGCGCCUGCGCUCGCUGGAAGAGACGCGCGGCGCCCUCCAGACGGAGGUCGAGGAGAACGCGGGACGGGGCAAGGCCCUGGAGGCGCUGGUCCGCGAGCGCUGUGCGCCCGUGGAGCUGGAGAGGUACAACCUGUUCAUCGGAGACCUGCAGAGGGUGGUCAGCCUGCUGCUGUGCCUGUCUGCCCGACUGGCCAGGGUGCAGAACGCCCUGAGCACCGUGGACGAGCACACGGACGCUGAGGAGAAGCAAUCUCUGGACAGUCGCCACCGUCUGCUGUGCAAACAGAGGGAGGACGCCAAAGACCUGAAGGACAACCUGGACCGGAGGGAGAACCUGGUCUCCACCUUCCUGUCGCGCCAGCUGUCCGCCGAGCAGCUGCGGGACUACCGGCGCUUCGUCCAGACCCAGGCCUCGCUGCUCAUCCGGCAGAAGGACCUGGAGGAGAAGCAGCGGCUGGGAGAGGAGCAGCUGGAGGCCCUCUCCCACAGCCUCCGUCUGUGAGAGGAGGGGAGAGGAGAGGCAACGCAGGCCCUGGAUCAUUCCUCCCUCGGACGUGCACAGGGUUUUGUCUGUGGCUCAGUUCGCCACAUGCAGACACGGGACAGGGAUUUUAAAUUCUCCUGCUGAUAUCUCUAACCAUGACUUUCCUUUGUCCUUUUUUUUUUUUUUUAACGAGUCGUACAGGGCUACAGGGGAACCCAUCAUGUUGCUCUACUCUCCUCUCGUUGUAAAGGCUGCACAUGAGAUGAGCCGUAGUUGAGACUGAAGCUCGUUGCCGUGGUCGCCCAGGAGGCUCACCCACUUCCCGUCCGAACGCAGUUCUCCGUCUGCACAAGCUGCAGUUUGCAAUCCGAGGACUUGUCCGCCGUUGUCGCACAUGUUUUCCUUUGACUUAAAAAACAGAAGCCUUUUUCUGUUUUCUCCCUCUGUGCCUUGGUAUUGGUGUCGCCGUGGAACAUUUUUCCACGAGAGCUGCUGUGUGGAAACUUUGCGCCCCUCCGUUAGCAAUUCAGUAACUGUCCUUCCCUUUUCUCAUUGAGGUGACGGUACUGCCCGAGCCCUGUAUCUGCACCUGUGGAAACCCACCAUGAGCUUUAAGAUUGUAUAGGGCUUCAGUGGAAGAGAGUGUGGCCUGAGGGGGAGGCCAAGUACUGUAUCAUGCCAGUAAAUUGUACAAUAGAUGUAGGAAGGUUUAAUCUUUCUUUUUUAAUUUUAAUGUUCUUAUUUUUUGUGUGUGUUUCAAAAUUAAGGCACUAAAAACCAAAAAAGGUGAAUGGAAAAAAAAGCACUUUGUUAAGAUACACGAAUGCACAUUUCUUCAAAUCAGAUUUGUUUUUCAAAAUAAUUUCAAGUGAAAGCCUUAACUCCAUCCAGUUAAACAAUACAUAUAUUUUCUUUCUUUAUUUUGUCGUUUCAUUUUGAAUAGGAAUGUCGAACUUGUGUUUUGUUAAUGGUACACGAGCACACCCGGCAAAACAAUAAGGAUCGAGUAAAAAAAAUACUACAAAUUUCAUACUUCACGUUAUUAAGUUUGAAUGAUUUCUUGCUGGAACAGCUCCUCAUACCGAGGCGCUAAACCUCUUUAGAGCAGUUUAUAAUUGAGCAACAGUUAUAUCACUGGGUAUUUUUCUACCCAAUGUCCCUUUGUCGCAUUAGUGACACGUGAUACUUGAAAUACUUUUGUUUUGUUUUUAAGUAGUAGGAAAGUCCACAAUCUUCACUUCAGGUGUCCUUAAACUAAUGUUGUGUUCACUACCUCCACAGCGAAGCCCCUUUCAAACACGUGUAACCUUUAGGUUUAUUUAAAUGCACACGUUAGUAUCUAAUCGAUAGCUUUGGGUGAAAACACACACUCCCGAAUCAAAUCACAUUCCGCCACGUCUUUGAACAGCAUCUGUACUUCUCAUUGACAUUUGUAAUUAGCUCUGAUACUUGUGUUAAUCGCUUUUGUUCUGAUUCUUCAACCAGGCACAUGGGAGAGUAGUUUAAGAGUGAUGCAUCAGAAAAUGUGCAGCGUGUGUGUGCGCGUGCGUGCGUGUGUGUGUCCAACAGAAGGAACGAGAGCUUCUCUCGGUGUUUGCUGCGUUCGUUUUUCACCAAAAUCCUGAAUGAAACUAUCCGGAAUUUCAGUGAUCCAGUGAAUGGGUCGACUGUGUGUAUUUAUUGACUAAACAAAAGUCGAACAAGUAAACAAAUGAAAGCAGAUUUUUCCUCAGAAAGGAGGAAACUCUUCAACCUUUAACAACAUUUUUUUUUCUUUUUUUUCUUUGGUAAACGGUUUCACCACCACCCCCCAAAACAUUUCUCCGGUGAUUUACGAGCGUGCUCCUCGGCUUGCUUAACAAAUGUAUGUUUGUCUUGGCCUUUGUGCUGACGCAGGGCCGAGGGUUUAGAAAAAAGAGACUCUUGUGUUGUUCCCUGCAGCGCGCUGGAAUUCCUAAAGAAUGCAAAAAGACCAACACUUUGGAGAAAGAGAGGACUGUUGAGGAAAUAAACUCCCACAAAGGAGCAGCACAUGGAUGAAUACUGUGUGUGCAUGCAGCACACAUUAGACCACGACAGAGGUGGCACACGCGGGCUCUUAUUUUUGAAGUAGGAAUAUAAUUGUUUAAUUGGGUGGGAUUUUGUUUUUCGAUGUGAUAUGAACAGAAUCUGUUUAAAAACCAGAGAAGGAAAAAGACAUAUUUGAGUGAGUCUCCGGCUGCUUGGACGGCAGCAGAGACGUUUUUCUAAAUCCACUCUUUCUGCUACACGUCACGCCUGCUUUCUGUUGAGAGUUUGAGUUUUUUGUGUUUUUGUGCCUGUUUUGGAGUUGUAAAUUCCACGAUGUUUGUAAAAUUGUGAAUAAAUGGAGCUCUCCCUCUCCUCCUAGUC
This is a messenger RNA of Scophthalmus maximus (turbot), 7777 nucleotides long. RefSeq names its product shroom family member 1 (gene shroom1). The record is from RefSeq and is a predicted model, not a curated record. Gene Ontology annotation, biological process: actin filament organization. The transcript has 10 exons. Lineage: Eukaryota; Metazoa; Chordata; Actinopteri; Pleuronectiformes; Scophthalmidae. Bases 545 to 5404 code for a protein of 1619 amino acids. Gene Ontology annotation, cellular component: apical junction complex; adherens junction; apical plasma membrane. Gene Ontology annotation, molecular function: actin filament binding.